Messenger RNA from Clunio marinus, 222 nucleotides. NCBI's taxonomy places the organism in Eukaryota, Metazoa, Arthropoda, Insecta, Diptera, Chironomidae. The record is from the annotation of a GenBank genome assembly.
AUGUUCAAAUGCCCUGAAGAAUGGAAAAUGCAUGAGAUCAUUGAUACGGUGGGAUUAGACUGGUCGUCGGGGUGCGACUAUACGACGGAUCAGACUGAUCGUCGGGGGACUACGUCUUUAGUAGACUUAAGAUUAAUAAAAGUCAAGUCGUCUUGUCAAUUGUCUAAUGUUAUAAAGUUGUCAGUCAAAGUUGUAAUAAAACAAGAUGACGUCACUAAAUAA